Molecule: messenger RNA, 1934 nt
Organism: Hippoglossus stenolepis (Pacific halibut)
Lineage: Eukaryota; Metazoa; Chordata; Actinopteri; Pleuronectiformes; Pleuronectidae
Product: heat shock 70 kDa protein
Biological process (GO): cellular response to unfolded protein; protein refolding
Cellular component (GO): blood microparticle; vesicle; cytoplasm
Molecular function (GO): ATP hydrolysis activity; ATP binding; heat shock protein binding
Source: RefSeq, a predicted model, not a curated record
GAGUGCUCUGGAAACCCGGAUGGAACAAUAUAAGCAGUGGCCUGAGUGAGAGUCUGCUGAGAUCCUUCAACAUCUCUGAUCAACACAGAGCUUAACUCUGAAAGUUCUUAAAGGAACAAGCAGGAUGUCUUCAGCGAAGGGAAUAUCCAUUGGCAUUGAUUUGGGAACCACCUAUUCUUGUGUUGGGGUUUUCCAACAUGGCAAAGUGGAGAUCAUCGCCAACGACCAGGGCAACAGGACAACUCCCAGCUAUGUGGCCUUUACCGACACAGAGAGGCUCAUUGGAGAUGCUGCCAAGAACAAGGUCGCCAUGAACCCCACCAAUACAAUAUUUCACGCCAAGCGACUAAUCGGAAGAAAGUUUAGUGACUCCAUCGUCCAGUCCGACAUGAAACUUUGGCCUUUCAAGGUGAUCAGUGAUAACGGAAAGCCCAAAGUUCAGGUGGAGUAUAAAGGCGAAACCAAAGCCUUCUACCCUGAGGAAAUCUCGUCAAUGGUCUUGGUUAAAAUGAAGGAGAUAGCCGAGGCCUACCUGGGACAAAAGGUUUCAAAUGCAGUCAUCACAGUGCCAGCUUAUUUCAAUGAUUCUCAGAGGCAAGCCACUAAGGAUGCUGGAGUGAUCUCUGGUCUGAAUGUUCUGAGGAUCAUCAACGAGCCCACAGCAGCAGCGAUUGCCUACGGCUUGGAUAAAGGUAAAAGAGAAGAGCGCAACGUGCUCAUCUUUGAUCUCGGUGGAGGCACCUUCAACGUGUCCAUCCUGACCAUUGAGGACGGCUUCUUUGAGGUAAAAGCCACUGCAGGAGACACACACCUUGGUGGAGAGGACUUUGACAAUCGGAUGGUCAGUCACUUCCUAGAGGAAUUUAAAAGAAAGUACAAGAAAGACAUCAGCCAAAAUAAGAGAGCAGUUAGAAGACUAGCUGACAGCUUGUGAGAAAGGACCCUGUCCUCAAGCUCCAAGGCCAGCAUUGAAAUCUCUCUGUUUGAGGGCAUUGACUUCUACACCUCCAUCACAAGGGCACGCUUUGAGGAGCUCAACUCAGAGCUCUAGGGAACACUGGAGCCAGUGGAGAAAGCCCUACAAGAUUCCAAGUUGGAUAAGUCCAAGAUCCAUGAAAUCGUCCUGGUUGGUGGCUCCACAAGAAUUCCCAAAAUCCAGAAGUUCUUGCAAGAUUUCUUUAAUGGCAGAGAACUGAACAAGAGUAUCAACCCAGAUGAAGCAGUGGCUUAUGGUGCAGCAGUCCAGGCUGCCAUCCUCAUGGGUGACACUUCGGAGAACGUCCAAGAUCUGCUGCUGCUGGACGUGGCUCCCCUGUCUCUCGGUAUUGAGACUGUUGGUGGAGUCAUGACGCCGCUAAUCAAACGCAACACCACUAUCCCCAGCAAGCAAACCCAGAUCUUCUCCACCUACUCUGAUAACCAGCCUGGUGUGCUAAUUCAGGUGUAUGAGGGGGAGAGAGCAAUGACCAAGGACAACAACCUCCUGGGCAAGUUUUUAUUCACUGGCAUCCUUCCUGCUCCCCGAGGUGUACCACAGGUGGAGGUAACUUUCGACAUUGAUGCCAACGGCAUUCUGAACAUAUCCGCCAUCGACAAAUGCACCGGCGAGGAAGUGGACUAAUACCAUGAAUGUCAGCAUUUUGUUUGCAAGAAUAUGAUAACCUAGUCACAGUUGUUUGUUUGCACAAAUAUUGUUAUUCAUUGUUAUUAUUAUUCACUAGUAAUGAUAAAAAUAUUUUACAUGGCUGUGAUGUUUGAACAUGAAAUUGAGUUUUCCUCCUAGUCAGGAAGCAGGUGUAGCUAAAAUUCACUUCACCAUUAUUAGCCCUCAAUCAACUUGCACUCUUUAUACAUGUUUAUUCUGCUUAGUUCACUUUUCCCUCUUGUGUCCUCUCACAGCACAUUUUAAAUAAAGUUUUAUCCAAACCUUGAAA